This is a messenger RNA of Procambarus clarkii (red swamp crayfish), 687 nucleotides long. The record is from RefSeq and is a predicted model, not a curated record. NCBI's taxonomy places the organism in Eukaryota, Metazoa, Arthropoda, Malacostraca, Decapoda, Cambaridae.
AUGGCUGCACGCUCACGUCUUAGAUUCAGCUCUCAGCCUGCCCGCACGCUGCCUCUGCCACCCACGCUCCACGCCGCCCAGGCCGCCCACACCACCCACACCCCAGGCCGCCCAGGCCGCCCACGCCCAAAGCCGCCCUCACCACCCACACCCCAGGCCGCCCACACCCCAGGCCGUCCACGCCCCAAGCCGCCCUCACCACCGACACCCCAGGCCGCCCAGGCCGCCCACACCCCAGGCCGUCCACGCCCCAAGCCGCCCUCACACCCGACACCCCAGGCCGCCCAGGCCGCCCACACCCCAGGCCGUCCACGCCCCAAGCCGCCCUCACCACCGACACCCCAGGCCGCCCAGGCCGCCCACACCCCAGGCCGUCCACGCCCCAAGCCGCCCUCACCACCGACACCCCAGGCCGCCCAGGCCGCCCACACCCCAGGCCGUCCACGCCCCAAGCCGCCCUCACCACCGACACCCCAGGCCGCCCAGGCCGCCCACACCCCAGGCCGUCCACGCCCCAAGCCGCCCUCACCACCGACACCCCAGGCCGCCCAGGCCGCCCACACCCCAGGCCGUCCACGCCCCAAGCCGCCCUCACCACCGACACCCCAGGCCGCCCAGGCCGCCCACGCCCCAGGCCGCCCUCACCGCCUACAAACGCCACCAAACCCUCGACUUGCUCGCCCGUAA